CUGUAUUUAUUUAUAAGUUGAAGUAUGCCGUCAUUCAGCGAUAUAAAAGGCGUGUACACACUAUUACAUAUUAACGAUUUGUUUUGUUUUUAUUUAAUUGUAGCUUGUUUUUUUUUGUGAAAUUACGGAUUUCAUUGUGUUUUUCAACAAUUCCAUUGACAUGAUUUAAAGAGGCAUUGAAUUUAUGAAAUGCCGGUGUACUAUCAUCAGGAGGUCUUGCCAUCCCCGCCUCCCAUAGUCUAUAUCCGCAAGUUAGUGUGUGUUUAAAAACUCAAUAAAUAAAUAGUGUAAUUUUAAGAUUAUAAGUUGCAGUACUAUAAUAAAACCCCAAAGCACCCCGCUACGUUUUAAUAACGCUGGAGACGUCAGGAUGCAGCGGGUUCUGUAAUUGUAAGAAACCUUUUUGGACUGGCUGCCGACUUGACCUUUUGACUUCUUUUUGUUAGGUAGCCACGUGUCCGAUCUCUUGUGAAGGUUGGCUUGCAUAUAACGAAUUACUUGCCGUACACAGUUCAGUUAGCGUUGGCACUGCUCGAUUGCAGUUUAAGCAAACCGUAGGGCAGGGCUGCCCAACCCUGAUCCUGGGGAAGGGCUGGAGAUAAUAACUCAGAACAUCUUCAGAGGAAUUCUGGUGUAGCUCUCAGGAGCCUGGGCAAUGCCACCCAAUGCACUUUCUCACACUCCCCCUACACCUUUCACAUGCCUGAGUGCAAGCCCAGCAAGUUUCAUCCACCAUUUAAAAACUGGCCAUUUACUUUUAACUAAUUUCCCCCCCCCCCACCCCCUCUAGAAACUUGUACAGUGUGUGAACUCCUAUUAGUUUACUGGCAUUUUAAAAUGGGCUUGAUUAGACUGUAUAUAGGAUCACAUGUACAUGCAUCUGAUCAUUUUAUCCUGACUGGGCUCUUUUUAUUCUAUGUCACAUCUUUAUAAAUUAUAACUAAUCUUGGACUGUUUUAGCUUAAGUAUCAUUAGAUAGAAACCAGCCUUAGAUGUCUGAUCCUUUUAUGCUAACUUUUUCUAGAUCCCAGAUUUUGGAGGGUUCAGGCUUCAAUAAAUAAGUUGUCCUCCGAGCAGAAGCAUCAUUUGCCACACACGUGGUGCCUCUCUUUUUAACAGCUGAGUUGAAAAGCCUUUCUCUCCCAGUCCUCAGCUGCCACGCUGCAAUCCCCAGGGUCUGGCUCCAAAGGAAGUCCCUGGUGUUGCUGUUAAACUGUUCCCUGUUGCAGCUGAGCAGUGGCUGUGAUGCCCGCAGAGCAGGCGCUACGUUCCUGGUGUGUUUGACGUUCUGUCCUGAGGUGCGAUUGCUUCCUCCACAGCAGCCCCCAGUGAGAACCUGCUUUCCAGUGGCGUUCAGUUUUCACUUCUUCCUCUUCCCUGUGUGUUGAGUGUUCGUCUGUAAUUGCUGUUGAAAGGCCCUGAUAGUGCAUCACGGCAGAGCCACAGGACUGUGGUUUAAAGGACGUGGGCGGAAAGCCUUAUUGUGUGAUUCACAGCUGGUCUCUUAAACCCUGUGCUUUAGCCAGCUUUACAAUGGUUUCAGGUAGAGACUCCGGUGAAUAGACCCACAUCUGUGAAGCUCCAUUAAAAAGCGAGGCUGCACUGGGAGUCCUUCUGCCGCACCAUACAAGAUGGGGUGUUUGUUUGUUCGAUUGGGGCUUGGUGGUUGUGGUUUUGUGCAAUUCAGCGUCAGCUGUGUUUGUAACUUGCAUGUUCACGAAAGUCUGUAGUACACUUGUGGGUCUGACUUCAUGCAUAAAAAACGUUGUGGAAUCCAUCAAAACGGACUGUAAUAAAUACACGCGAAUGGAAAACUAAUCCUGGCCAACAUCCCCCUGACGCCGGAGACCCAGCGGGACCAGGAACGGCGCAUCCGGCGCGAGAUCGCCAACAGCAACGAGCGCCGGCGCAUGCAGAGCAUCAACGCAGGAUUCCAGUCCCUGAAAACACUGAUCCCACACACUGACGGGGAGAAGCUCAGCAAGGCUGCCAUUCUCCAGCAGACAGCAGAGUACAUCUUCUCACUGGAGCAGGAAAAGACUCGGCUGCUGCAGCAGAACACGCAGCUCAAGCGCUUCAUCCAGGAGUUUGGCGGCUCGUCCCCGAAGAGGAGACGUGCCGAGGAGAAGGACGAGGGAAUCGGCUCCCCUGACAUCCUGGAGGAUGACAAGGCGGAGGACCUGCGCCGGGAGAUGCUCGAGCUCCGGCAGCAGCUGGAUAAGGAGCGUGCCGUCAGGAUGAUGCUGGAAGAGCAGGCGCGCGCUCUGGAGGCUCACAUGUACCCCGAGAAGCUGAAGGUGAUCGCUCAGCAGGUGCAGCUGGAGCAGGAGCUGGAGAGCCUGGAGAGGGAGAGAGAGACACAGCCGCCCGCACAGACCUGCCAGCUGGUGCUGCCAGCCUCCCCCCCUGAGCCCACCCACCACGCCACAGUCAUCGUGCCAGCCCCGCCCCCAGCAGCGCAUCACGUCACCGUGGUAACCAUGGGGCCUACCUCUGUCAUCAACACGGUGUCCACAUCACGACAGAACCUGGACACCAUCGUGCAGGCGAUCCAGCACAUCGAGGGCACACAGGAGAAGCCCAGCGACGAGGAGCAGCGGCGAGCGGUGAUCGUCACGCCAGUCAGGGCUUUCUCAGAGCUCGGCCACGACUCGGACACGGCGUCGGACAGCGAGGGGGAGAGGAUGAGGGAGCUGCCCUGAUGGGAGGAGGAGGAUCUCGCUGCUGCUGCUGAUCGCGACGCUGCUGGGGGGAUGAGCCAUUCGGCACGGAGUGUCAGCUGAAUUUGCAACCCAACGCAAAUAGGUCUUUUUUUCAGACCUUACCGAUACUGUACAAAACUAAAGCAAGGAUUUUUUUUUUUUAUAUAUAUAAAUGUACCGCCCAAAACCCUAACCCAACCCCCUUUUCAUUUUUAAACGUCUUUUUUUUGUUUGUUUUUGUAUUUUGAGGUUCUGGGGAGGCUUUGCACAGCUGGACACUGUGAGGGAAUCGUUUUCAGGCUUUGGAUAGAGGAAAUGUUACGUCCGUUGGGUGCACCUCACAGAUAUGUUGUGCAUACUGGAUUAACACACACACACACACACACACACACACACAUACCCCUGAGGAACACUUUAUGAGGGUUUCCACUCAAAUCUCAUAAAAAUGACCAGUCUUGCGGUACUCUACGUGUUUUAUGCUACUUAAAAACAAAACAGCUCUUAACCAAGUUUACAUUUUAUUGAAGCCGUGAUGAUUGCGUUCUUUAAAACCAGUUUAAAACCGAAAGACUGUCGUGCUGCUUUCUGAUGCAAUAAGCUGUUAUGUGGUCAGGGUAUUAACAUCACAGAAUAAGCUAUUCCACAAGUAAAACGCAAUGGGCUAAUGAGUCCAUUUACAUGGGGUGUGUAUUACAGUGUGUAUCUACCUGCACACUUUUUCCUGAUCAAUAUUAAGCCCCACAUUUAAGAUGCUGUAAGUUUACCCCACUUCAUCUCGGGAUGGUAAGAUAUUUGUUUGGUUACUGGUGUGAAGUAUCAGACAAUGAAUCUGUGCUCAAACACGCACACACACACAGUCUUACGAGGACUUCUCGUCAAACCGUUUGUCUGAAUCGGUUGCUGUUUCUUUUUAGUACUUUUGUAAAUCAUUUACUAAGUCCUUACUUAGUUUUUUGCCUCACCCUGAACUGGCCAGCCCGCAUGUGGCUGGUGUGUAGUUUAUAUAUUUGUUAUUGUGUGGUGUGACGCAGUGUAAAAGCUGACAUAAAGACCAAUUGAACCCCAAAGGAGGUUCGACUACAUAUGUGUUUAAAACCGUGCGUGUGUGGGGGCAUUUAGAGUUGGGUCUGUAAAAGUUCUCUAUACCAUGUGUGUUUUUCUAUCGUUUAGUCUCACUACCGUGGAUGCGUUUGUCCUCAUCCUGCUGCCCGAGUAGAAAUGCGUCUGUCCUACUGUAUAUAUUCCCCAACGUUUUCUUAGAUGGGAAUUCAAUUUUUUUUUUAAAAAAAUAGCCUCACGAUACAGGGUGUGUGGGAGCGCACUGUGUUCUACUCCGUUCUGUAACGUGAGGCGCGCUGAUCAAAACGGUUCCUUUAGCUUGGCUCAUAAUUGGUCUAAUCAACAACCAUUGUUGAAUACCAAAGCCUGCUGCUUCAAUAGAAGCCUCGUCCUUCACCUCCCCCAGUAGGAAUGGAGUGCUGCACACAAUGAAUCUACUUCUACUGGAAACUCAUGCAGUUAAGCACACACACUGACACACACACACACACUGGCACACACACACUUACACUGACACACACACUGACAUACUGACACGCACAGACACACACUGAUGUCCCUGUAUGUGUACGGCAAUUUGUAAUAACUACAAAAUGAAAUGUACAAUCAAACUACAUGAUGAUGAUUAUUAUUACUGUUGUUAUUUUUCCCUGCAAAAGCAAUCAAGCCGUGCAUGCUUGCCCCCCCCCCAGUACUUACAAAGAUCUAUACUGUGAUCUUGUAAAUGAAGCGCUCUCUCUCUCUCUGUGUCUCUCGAUCGCUCUCUCUCUCUCUCUCGCUCUCUCUCCCUCCC
Messenger RNA from Acipenser ruthenus (sterlet), 4554 nucleotides. It is a transcript of the gene tfap4, whose product is annotated as transcription factor AP-4 (activating enhancer binding protein 4). The record is from RefSeq and is a predicted model, not a curated record. Gene Ontology annotation, biological process: regulation of transcription by RNA polymerase II. Gene Ontology annotation, molecular function: protein dimerization activity; RNA polymerase II cis-regulatory region sequence-specific DNA binding; DNA-binding transcription factor activity, RNA polymerase II-specific. Gene Ontology annotation, cellular component: nucleus. The transcript has 7 exons. Lineage: Eukaryota; Metazoa; Chordata; Actinopteri; Acipenseriformes; Acipenseridae. The coding region runs from base 1911 to 2702 and encodes 263 amino acids.